Cetraspora pellucida is the source of this 354-nucleotide messenger RNA. Lineage: Eukaryota; Fungi; Glomeromycota; Glomeromycetes; Diversisporales; Gigasporaceae. The record is from the annotation of a GenBank genome assembly.
CAAAUCUGUAAUCAUAAUAUUAAAGCCAGUAAAGCCAUAAUGCUCAAAACAAAACCAGCAACAUUGAAAGGUAGCAAGAUGAAGUGUAUUAAAUACACGAAACCUUCUGUAAAUGAUCUUAAAGAAUUUCGCAAAAAUGCUAAGGUCAAAACCAUUCAUAAAGUGACACAAAUGUUGAUCAGGAUUGUGGAGGAGUUUUAUUAUAAAAUAGAAUAUGAAGGAAAGAUCAAAGAAAUUUAUUAUAAAACAGUAUUAGAAGAUCAACUCUCCAAGUUCAUAUAUGCAAUGAAGAGAAAGAAUGGUAAGAAAUAUCAUGCUACCUCUAUAAGAAAUUGUUUAACAGCAAUUUGGUAA